Closterium sp. NIES-65 is the source of this 2655-nucleotide messenger RNA. The record is from the annotation of a GenBank genome assembly. Lineage: Eukaryota; Viridiplantae; Streptophyta; Zygnematophyceae; Desmidiales; Closteriaceae.
AUGACGCAGAAGCUGGUGCAGCGACUGCAGGACCCCUCUCUGCGCCCCACCCGUAAGGGACUUCCCCACUCACCUUCUGACAGCAAGAGUGCUGCUGUAAUGGAGGAUGGAGGGAUGGAGAGAGGCGGAAGAGAGGAGGGGGUCGACGAUUGGGACGAGGGUGCGGAGGGAAGUUGGGGGGUGCCACAUUCGCUGUCUGCUGAUACGAGUGCUGCUGACGUGGUGGGCCAAGGGAGGAAGGGAGGAGGAAGUGAGGAGAGGGGAGUGAGAGAGGAAGGGGGAGGGAAUGAGGAUGGAGGAGGAGGAGAGGAAGGAGGGGGAGAGAGCGAAGAGGGGAGAAGGAUCCGGGUGGAGCUGGUUGGGGAUGGAGGGGAGGGCGAGGACUCGGGAGGGGAGGGACGAGAGGGGGGAGUGGGAGGAGAAAGAAGAGUAGGUAGGAGCGAGGGCGAAAAGGGGGAGGAGGAGGGAGAGGAGGAGGUUGAGGAGUUGGGAGGGGAGAGAGUGGGGGAGGAGGUGGGGGAAAGAGGCAAUGGAGAGGGGUUGGAGGAGCUUCUGUGGUGGGAGGCGAGGGCAAAGGGAUCGGAGCAUGGAAGGCAGAGGGAUGGGAAUGAUGAUGGGAGUGAGGAUGGGAGGGAUAAGGGACUGGAGCAUGGAGAGGAGAAGGGUGUGAGGGAUGAUGGGAGUGAGGAGGGGGGGAAGGGAGGCAGUGGGGGGGAGGGGCUGGAAGAACUGCUGUGGUGGGAGGUGAGGGAGAAGAGAAUGGAGCAUGGAGAGGAGAGGGGUGAGGGUGAGGAGGAGGGGAGGAAGGGAGAAAAGGCGCUGCAUGGGAGGGAGGGGGUGGGGAGGGAUAGCAGGAGGCGUUGGGAGAGGGAGCUGGAAGGAGGUGAGGGGGAGGGAAAUGGGCGAUCAGCUUACAGGGGGAGCGAUUUUUCCUGGGAUUAUGAGGGAAGGGAGGAUGCAUGGGGUAGUGGUGCAGAGAGGGAGAGUGUGGGGACUGAGCGUGUGAGGAGUGGGGAUGGGGCAAGUGAGAGGGGGCUGCUUGGGGGUUACAGACGCAGGCGAUUGCUGGAGCGAGUGGUGUGGGCCGAUGUGGGGGGGAGCGGCAAAGCAAGGGGGAGCGAUGUUGGGGGGGACGAAGCAGAGGGGGAUGAUGUGUGGGGGAGCGAGGUAAGGGGAGGCGUUUCCUGGGUGGGAGGCCAGGGUGAAGGGCUUGUUAUGGAGGGGCCUCGCACAGAGGGGCAGGAGAAGAUGGGUGAGGAGGGGGGAAAAGGAGGUGCACUGCGGUGGGAGGCGGUGAGGGCGCGAGUGAGGGAGGUGAGGGAGCUGCGGUUGCGCAUAGAGCAUCGUGUGCGAGCACGGCUGGAGCAGUGGGCUGAGGGCAUGCGGCUGGCACGGAUUGGCGCCAUGUGGGGCGAGUGGAAGCACAUGCAGCGGAUGAGGGGCGAGGGAGGGGAGGGGCGUGAGGGGAUGGAAGGGAGAGAGGAGCAAGAGGGAAGGGAAGGGAGGGACGGGAGGGGGUGGAGGGAUGAGGGAAAAGAAGCGGUGCAAGAGGAAAGGCAGGGGGCGUUGUGGAUGGUGAAAGGAGUGCGGAGAGUGAUUGGUGCGGUCAGGGGAUUGUGGUGGAGGAAGGGGAGGGAUGCAGGCCUGAAGGGGAGAAGGGUGGGGACGCAGGAGGCAAUGGAGAGCGGGCAGAGAAGGUUCCUGGCAAUGCACCUGCGAUUCGACCUGGUGAGCCACCUGCGAUUCGACCUGGUGAGCCACCUGCGAUUCGACCUGGUGAGCCACCUGCGAUUCGACCUGUGGGCAGAGGAGGAGGAGGUUUCUGGCGAUGCACCUGCGAUUCGACCUGGACAUGGUGGCCCACUCGCGGUGCGACUAUGGAGAGGCGAGGGAGAGGACAUGGUGGCACACUCGAGGUGCGACUAUGGGGAGGCGAGGGAGGAGCGGGAGCAGAUGAGGCGGUACUGGAAAAGGGCGUGGGGGGAGCUGGAGGGUAAAGUGCAGCACACCCCGCAGCAGCUGAGGGCGGCUGGCAAGUGUCCCCUCACGCCAGAGGAGGCGGGGCUGGUGCUGGCGGCUCUGGGAUUCUCCAGACACACACAGCUCUACGUGGCUUCGUACCAGGUGUAUGGCGGCCCCACUCGCAUGGCUGCACUGCUCCGCCUCUUCCCCAAUCUCGAGGAUAAGACGACGCUUGCCACCCCGGAGGAGCUGCGGCCGUUCCGUGGGCGGGCGUCCAUGUUGGCAGCACUGGACUUCUACGUCAGCACACACAGUGACGUGUUUGUGUCCACGUCAGCAGGCAACAUGCAUAAUGUCAUGGCUGGGUACCGAGCCUAUUAUGGAGGCAGCAAGACCAUCAAGCUCAACACCCCUCUCCUAGCCUCGCUCCUUCAAACACCGAACCUAACUUGGCCGGACUUCACCCGAGCCGUGCGCACGGGCCAUGAGGGCAGGCUUGGACAGAUCAAGGCUCGACGAGUGGACCAAUCACUGUACACAUAUCCUGCCCCUGAGUGCUUGUGUAGAGAGGAUGGUGAAACAAGGAGAGGGGUAGAGGCGAGGAGAGGAGGGCUAUGGCGGUGGUGGUGGUAUGGGGAGCAAAAUCAGAAGCUGGUGAAAGUGCAGGUGCAAGAGCCUCACCCUCCAUGGUGA